This is a messenger RNA of Otolemur garnettii (small-eared galago), 1685 nucleotides long. RefSeq names its product potassium calcium-activated channel subfamily N member 1 (gene KCNN1). The record is from RefSeq and is a predicted model, not a curated record. The transcript has 9 exons. Gene Ontology annotation, molecular function: calmodulin binding; small conductance calcium-activated potassium channel activity. NCBI's taxonomy places the organism in Eukaryota, Metazoa, Chordata, Mammalia, Primates, Galagidae. Gene Ontology annotation, biological process: potassium ion transmembrane transport. Gene Ontology annotation, cellular component: neuronal cell body; neuron projection; plasma membrane. Bases 16 to 1647 code for a protein of 543 amino acids.
UGCACCCAGGUAGUCAUGAAUAGCCACAGCCACAACGGCAGUGUGGGGCGGCCACUGGUCAGCGGGCCAGGUGCCCUGAGCCAUGACCCUCCGGACCCCGAAGCUGGCUGCUCCCCUCGGCCUCCACAUAGUCCAGGACUCCAGGUGGUGGUGGCUAAGAGUGAGCCGGCCCGGUCCUCACCCGGCAGCCCCCGGGGGCAGCCCCAGGACCAGGAUGAUGAUGAGGAGGAUGAGGAGGAUGAGGAGGGUGGGCAGAGGGGCUCAGGAAAGCCCCCGAAUGUGGGCCACCGCCUGGGCCACCGGCGGGCACUCUUUGAGAAGCGGAAGCGCCUCAGUGACUAUGCCCUCAUCUUCGGCAUGUUCGGCAUUGUCGUCAUGGUGACAGAGACAGAGCUAUCCUGGGGUGUGUAUACCAAGGAGUCUCUGUACUCAUUUGCACUCAAAUGCCUCAUCAGCCUCUCCACUGUCAUCCUACUGGGCCUCGUGGUUCUGUACCACGCCCGGGAGAUCCAGCUGUUCAUGGUGGAUAACGGGGCAGAUGACUGGCGCAUCGCCAUGACAUGCGAGCGUGUCUUCCUCAUCUCACUGGAGUUGGCUGUGUGCGCCAUCCACCCUGUGCCUGGCCACUACCGCUUCACGUGGACUGCGCGGCUGGCCUUCACGUAUGCACCGUCAGUGGCCGAGGCUGAUGUGGACGUGCUGCUGUCCAUCCCUAUGUUUCUGCGCCUCUAUCUGCUGGGCCGUGUCAUGCUCCUGCACAGCAAGAUCUUCACGGAUGCCUCCAGCCGCAGUAUCGGGGCCCUCAACAAGAUCACCUUCAACACGCGCUUCGUCAUGAAGACGCUCAUGACCAUCUGCCCCGGCACGGUGCUGCUUGUCUUCAGCAUCUCUUCCUGGAUCAUCGCUGCCUGGACCGUGCGUGUCUGUGAAAGGUACCACGACAAGCAGGAAGUGACCAGCAACUUCCUGGGGGCCAUGUGGCUCAUCUCUAUCACCUUCCUCUCCAUCGGCUAUGGUGACAUGGUGCCCCACACCUACUGCGGGAAGGGCGUGUGCCUCCUCACCGGCAUCAUGGGAGCUGGCUGUACAGCGCUCGUAGUGGCUGUGGUGGCUCGGAAGCUGGAGCUCACCAAGGCUGAGAAGCACGUGCACAACUUUAUGAUGGACACUCAGCUCACCAAGCGGGUAAAAAAUGCCGCUGCUAACGUUCUCAGGGAGACGUGGCUCAUCUAUAAACACACCAGGCUGGUGAAAAAGCCAGACCAAGCCCGGGUUCGGAAACACCAGCGUAAGUUCCUCCAAGCCAUCCAUCAGGCUCAGAAGCUCCGGAGUGUGAAGAUUGAACAAGGGAAGCUGAAUGACCAGGCUAACACAAUUACCGACCUGGCCAAGACCCAGAGCAUCAUGUAUGAUCUUGUGUCCGAGCUGCAUGCCCAGCACGAGGAGCUUGAGGCCCGCUUGGCUGCCCUGGAAAGCCGCCUGGACGCGCUGGGUGCCUCCUUGCAGGCCCUGCCCGGCCUCAUCGUCCAAGCCAUACGCCCACCCCCGCCACCCCUGCCACCCCGGCCCAGCUCUGGCCUCCCAGACCAGGCGGCCCGGAGCCCCCCAUGCCGGUGGGCACCCAUAGCCCCCUCGGACUGUGGGUGACGGCCCUGCCCGCCACCAGACCCUAAAUCUUGGCCAUC